AUGCGUGUCUCUGUCCCCUCCAUCCCCGACGCCCUCCUCCGCGCUGCGGCGGCAUCCUCGUCGCCCCCAACGUCCCUCACAGCGGCCACCGCGCGUAUUGCCCGCUUUCUCGCCCCCGGAAACGUUGCCGUUGUAACUGGCGCAGGAGUCAGCGUCGACUCAGGCAUCAGGGCCUAUCGCGGCGCGAAGGGGAGGUAUCUGAAUCCAAAUUACAAGCCCAUCUUCUAUCAUGAACUCAUGGAUGCAUCCCCCAAGGGCGCCGCGUUCAGGCGGCGGUACUGGCUUCGUUCAUACCUCGGAUACCCACCCGUCCGCGAUGCAUUACCCAACACCACCCAUUAUGCACUGGCCGCUUUGCAAUAUGCUUCCGUAGUUCCCAAACUCAUCACCCAGAACGUCGACGGACUCCACCACAAGGCUCUCGCACACGUCUGGGACGAGCCUCGUUCAGAACGCGGCAUUCUCGAGCUGCAUGGGCGGCUACGCGCCGUACGCUGCGUUCAUGGCCACCUCACGGACAGGGACACGUUCCAGCAGUAUCUGUCCGCUGCGAAUCCACAGUGGAAGGCAUUCGCCGACGAGCUCGAAGCAACGGGCCAGCAACCCCGAACAAAUCCUGAUGGUGACGUCGUCCUCGAAGGUGUCCAAUACGACGACUUUACCGUCCCCGACUGCCCCGAGUGUCACGCUGAGCACCGAGUGAAUAAUAUCGUACGUCCCACAGACUACCACCCCUCCUCCCAGGCCCCACUCACACUCCGUGCGCUCGCACAGCACAAGCCGGAAGUGAUAUUUUUCGGCGAAUCUAUCACCAAGGACGUUCGCGACCGCUCGUUCCACGACAUCGAGAGCUGCGACAGACUCUUCCUGGUCGGGACCACGCUCGCGACCUUCUCGGCGUUCAGUGACACUGGCGCUGACGACCAUGCGGCCAGGCUGCUCAAGCACGCGCUCGACUGGCGCAAGCCCGUGCUGCUACUCAAUGUGGGCCCGAGUCGUGCAGACGCGCUGCCAGGCGUCGAGAAGAUCGAGGUCGCGAGCGGCGCGGUGAUGCGGGAUGUCGUGCGAACAGUGUUAGGCACCAGCUCGCUCCGGGAUCCCGUCAUCGCAGACAUGCUUCAGUGGGGCAUCGUCAAGCCCCCACCAGAAGAUGAAAAUGAGAUUGCACCCAGGGCCGUGGGAUAG
Molecule: messenger RNA, 1185 nt
Organism: Fibroporia radiculosa
Lineage: Eukaryota; Fungi; Basidiomycota; Agaricomycetes; Polyporales; Fibroporiaceae
Exons: 10
Coding region: 1-1185 (394 amino acids)
Molecular function (GO): NAD+ binding
Source: RefSeq, a predicted model, not a curated record